AUGUUGUUUGACGAUGAUGAAAUCAGCCUCGGCUAUGACACCAACGACCUUGAAGAUGAAGUUGGCUCUGAAGGGAGCCCUGCCGCACCCGAUGCUGAGAUGGGCGAAGCCGAUCGGCAGACGCCUGAAGAGGCUGAGGGAGGUGCAGAGGCGCCUGCUCAGGCCCCGGAGCCUGCUGGCCCUGCCAAGCAAGAGAAAUCGAAGGAGGAGAACAAGAAAGAGGAGUCUGCUGCGGAAGAGCGUGCACUGACAGUCUUCGGCAUCGGCGAGGUUGCUCCACUGGGCCUCACUAUGGUUGUGGAUGAGGCGGGUGUGAGAGCCGUUCAGAAGAGCGCAAAGUUGAAAGAAAUGCAUGAGAAGCCAGUGGAGGCAAAAAGGCGUCCGCUAGGGAAAGGUGGACCCACAAGUGCUAAGGAGCGGGCCAGCAAGAACAGCCGAUGUAUCCACAAAAAGGGAAAAAACGAUUUCAAGGUUCAGAUCAAGGGAGAAGAGGAGGGCACAUACAUCUCGAGGCACAGGGAUGCAAUCAUACCAGACCCUUGCCAGAUGGAUGACGAAGACUACAAGAAAGGCUUGACCCUGGCGGAGGGCUACCUUGAUGGAAGCCACAGAAAUCAGCUGAAUGCCUACCCAAGCCAAGUGAGGGCGGAGGCACUCAAGGCCUUCAGCAAGUCCAACCUUGAGCCUGUUUGGAACGUGGGCUCCUUCUUUUUGGAGUUGUGCCGGCGGAAGGAACAGGAGGUCAAGGCGCCUGAGGGUGAGAAGGAGGUGCGGCUGGACCAUGUGUACACCCUGGGGUGCAAGAGAGUGAAGGGCAUUGUGGACUUCAAGCGGAGGGAGAUGCUUAUGAAGGUGCCCAGGAACAGCAGGAGGGACGCCAUCCUUGGACUUGGGGCCAUCCCAUACCAGGCCAUAUGCACAGGGACCAGCCUCUGGUUUGACGACCUCCUCAGGGAGUUGGCUCCACAGCUGAUGCGCAAGUUUCCUGUGAAGUACGUCAAGCAUGCUGCCAAGAAGCCCACAGCCAAGCAGGAGCGGGGUGGCAGUGGUGUGCGGGCUGAUGCCAACACGAUCGUCAGCCCCAAGGCGCAGCAACCCUGCAAGGAAGGCAAGACAGCUGAGAAGAGAGAAAAGCCAGCAAGCAGCAGCAAAGCGAAGGACCUGAGGAGCCCAAGCACAAAGGAUGAGAGGAGCAGGCUGCCGAAAAUGAGUGCAGUUGGCAGGGACAG
Ostreobium quekettii is the source of this 1229-nucleotide messenger RNA. The record is from the annotation of a GenBank genome assembly. Lineage: Eukaryota; Viridiplantae; Chlorophyta; Ulvophyceae; Bryopsidales; Ostreobiaceae.